Messenger RNA from Trifolium pratense (red clover), 1148 nucleotides. RefSeq names its product translin-associated protein X. The record is from RefSeq and is a predicted model, not a curated record. The coding region runs from base 47 to 934 and encodes 295 amino acids. The transcript is spliced from 8 exons. Gene Ontology annotation, molecular function: RNA endonuclease activity; sequence-specific DNA binding; RNA binding. Lineage: Eukaryota; Viridiplantae; Streptophyta; Magnoliopsida; Fabales; Fabaceae. Gene Ontology annotation, cellular component: nucleus; cytoplasm.
UAGGCCUUUAGGACUUAGGUGUGUGACCUUUUGAAGGACAUAUCAAAUGUUGCGUUCCUUUUCAUCUUCACUUCACAGACUCUCUCUUUUCAUGGCAUCCGAAAAACCUCAACGUCUUCAUCAAAUUACAGGAACCAACUUCCAGAACACAACAAAGAGGCCGAAAACAAUGGCCACUGCUACUGCUACUGCUACUACUGCCACAGAUUCCGCCAUGAAAGAACCUUUUACCAAAUAUACUGAAUAUCUCAAUAACCUUAAUGAUAAACGAGAAAGAGUGGUCAAAGCAAGUCGUGAUAUAACAAUGAAUAGCAAAAAGGUCAUAUUUCAAGUGCACAGGAUGAGUAAAUACAAUAAAGUGGAAGUACUUGAGAAAGCAGAAAAGGAUUUAGCAGCUGUGACAAAUCAGUACGUGUCUCGGCUAGUCAAAGAAUUGCAGGGAACUGAUUUUUGGAAGCUAAGACGAGCCUACUCACCUGGGAUACAGGAGUAUGUCGAAGCAGCUACAUUCUGCAGUUUCUGUAAAAGUGGAACUCUUUUGAAGCUCGAUGAGAUAAAUAACACAUUGUUACCACUUAGUGAUCCUUCUCUUCAGCCUCUGCAGAUAAACAUCCUUGACUAUCUAUUAGGGCUUGCAGAUUUAACCGGAGAGCUGAUGCGUUUGGCUAUUGGUAGGAUAUCAGACGGUGAACUUGAAUUUGCUGAGAAAAUAUGCAGCUUUGCGCGUGAUAUAUAUAGGGAGCUUACACUCGUCGUGCCACAUAUGGAUGACAGUUCUGAUAUGAAAACAAAGAUGGAUGUCAUGCUCCAAAGUGUCAUGAAAAUAGAGAAUGCUUGCUUUAGUGUUCAUGUGAGGGGGUCAGAGUAUAUUCCACUUUUGGGAUCAAACGAUCCAAGUUCAUUCUUAGUAGGUGUUCCAGAUAUUGAACUAUAAGGUUAUCUAUUGGAAACAAAAUGAAAUCUAAGUAGAUGAGUGAUAUUUACAAUGGUUCUUAGCGAAAAUGACAUGUAUGGUUGUUAUUUUGUUUUAAACUCUGAGCAUUUCACUUAAUGUUGUUGAGCUUUGUCUAAGUCUUCUUUGAGAUUCAAGAAACUUUGACAUAAAAAUCGAAUUAUGCUACAAUAUGAAUAUUUUGUUUUUUUAUUCA